AUGGCUACCCUUACGAAAUUGACAGCCUUAGCUAUCCUUUUAAAUAGCUGCUACGCAGGUUUUUUACAUGGACACAAUCAUCAAGAAGAUCAUAGCAAUGGUUACCCAGCGGCACCACUUUCCAGCUUAUUCUCAGCAUCUUCUUCAAAUGCCUUAGCAUCGUCAAGUUUCUCUCCCAGUUCAUUUCCAGUUGGAUCUCUACCAUCUGCUACUUAUUCUGGUGCUGGCCUUAUCGGUAGUGGUCAUUCCAAUGGAUAUGAUUCUGGUGUUAUUGGAAGUGGAUUCAGUACUGGUCUUGGUGGAAGUGGCCAAUUAAGUGGAUUUGGUGGGGCUAAUAGUGGUUUCGGUACAGCGGGACUCACUGAUGUUUCUGUUGGAAGCAAUGCAUUUGGAUCAGGAUUACCUGGCGCAAGUUUUUCCGCGCCAGUUGGUGCUGGAGCUGCUCUUCCUGGUUCAGCAAUUUUUGGAAAUGAUGCACCUCCUGCAGGACCAAAAGCUCCAGUUAUCACUGAAAUUCAUGGCCUUGCUAACAAUAAUGGUGCUCCUACAAAAUACCGUGUUCGUGAUGAAACUUACCAAGUAUUUCGUGACGUAACACACAGAGUUCCCCAACCAGUUCCCGUACCGGUUCCUCAAACUGUUCAAAUUCCUGUUCCACAGCCUUACCCUGUUCAGGUCCCUGUUGUAAGAAACAUCCCCGUUCCCGUUGUCAAGAUUCAGCACGUGAAAGUCGACAGACCCGUACCUUACCCCGUAGAAAAAAUUGUAAAAGUGCCAGUUGAGAAAGUUGUUCAUGUGCCAGUCGACCACCCUGUGCCAGUUGAGAAAAUCGUCGAAGUGCCCGUUGUAAAACUUGUCAAAGUUCCAGUCCAUGUCGUGAAGAAUUACCCAGUACCCUUGUUCAAGACUGUUCACCAUAAGGCCCACUCCAGCCACGGUCAAAGCUAUGGCCAUGGUUACGGCCAUGGUCACGGUCACGGCCAUGGUCACGGCCACGGACAUGGAUUGUCCCUGUGGUAAACCAAUGGUUAGAAUGAAUAUUAAAUACAAAUGUACAUAUCUCAUUCGCAAUGCAACCUAGUAUGGUUUAUUUGUAAAUAUACGU
Messenger RNA from Vanessa atalanta (red admiral), 1105 nucleotides. RefSeq names its product chorion protein S38-like (gene CPG7). Lineage: Eukaryota; Metazoa; Arthropoda; Insecta; Lepidoptera; Nymphalidae. The transcript is spliced from 3 exons. The record is from RefSeq and is a predicted model, not a curated record. Bases 1 to 1020 code for a protein of 339 amino acids.